AAUCGUUCAAGAAAUGAGUUAGUUAACGGAAAGUCCAAAUAAAUUAAAUGAAUAACAAUCUAUACCUUAAGAGGAUAUUAUUGAUAAAUCACUAAAAUAGGCAACAUCUUCUCCUGAUAAAGAGAACUCUUAAGAAUUAUUUAGAUUGUAGAAAUAAUAAUUCAUACAAAAAAUGACCUCAGACAACUCAACUAGACGUUAAAAAAAAGUAAUAUAUACUAUUAAAAAAUAAAUAGAGUACAGGAGAUAUUAAAGAUAUAUUAAAUGUUAAUAAACUAAUUGUUAAUUUUGGAUUAGUAAUACCAGGAAAUAUAUGUGAAGAUGACAUAUAAUUUUAAAAUCUUUCAACUGAAACAGUGAUAAUUAGCAUAUAAGUAAUAUGCAACAAUACAGAAUUUGAUGAUUUAGAUGAAUAUGUUUAUUCAGCUAGAAAACUUAAUGGAUAUGAUUACAACGAUCGUUUUAUGUUAGCCUGUCCAGGAUAAAAGUAAUUCUCUAUGAAGGUUGCUUUAAAAGUUCCAAACAUUAAAGAAUAAAAAGGACUAUUUGGGACCAUUAUUAUUACAGCAUCUUAUUCUAAUCAUUAAAAAAUAUAAGGAUAAAUAAAUACUUAAAUUUAAAGUUAAAUUACACUUCCAUAAAUUGAAUGUCCAAAAACAUUAAUGAAUUGUAUAUUUCAAUUAAUAAAUUAGCUACAUUUAAUUUACCAGUCAUUCAAAUGGCUUUCAAAUUGGGGAAAAAAUUAGAUUGUAAAAUUCCAUUUAGGAAUAAUAGUUUAAUUGGAUUACCACUUGAAAUGGAAUUUCUCAAUAAAAAUGAUAAUGAAAUACUAAUAAAUCCUCCUACAUUAUCAGUUUAGGGUAAUUCUUAAUUCUUAGUUACAAUAUAUAUCAAAAGCAAACAAGAAUAGAUUAUAAAGAAUGUCUUAAUAGUUAAAGUUAAAAAUUCCAAUGUUCAUUUUAGUUAUCCAUUAAUCAUUAAAAUAUAUUGA
Molecule: messenger RNA, 991 nt
Organism: Paramecium sonneborni
Lineage: Eukaryota; Ciliophora; Oligohymenophorea; Peniculida; Parameciidae
Source: the annotation of a GenBank genome assembly